GAGGACCCGCAGCCCAAGAACUUGGGGGCAUCGGUGGCAGCCAGAAGGUCUGGGAACGACCUCUACGCCACGGAACGAGCUCACAACGUCAAGAUUCACCUGCAGAUCCUGAAAGAGUACACGAGAAGCAUCGCCUUAGCUCUGCCGGGUAGCGAGGAGUUGGGACUCGCUUACGGUAACCGCUCGGCUCUGCUGCACCACUUGGGCAGACACCGAGAGUCUAUUUUGGACAUCGAGCGAGCCCUCGAGCUACCCGUUGGCGAUCAACGCAGGAUCAAGUACCUCUGUCGCAAGGUGGAUUGUGAAGUGGCGCUCAACAUGGACGAGGACGCCAAAAGCACGUGCCAGCAGACGCAGCAUCUCCUGCUGAGCACAGAAACCUCCAUGGAUGAGAAAACGGAUUCUAUCCUUAGUCUGGUGAAUUCCAUGCACAAACUGAAAAUUGCCGAUUGCAUGAGCAUCGAAACACUUGACGACAGGCCCAUAGAGAAAAAAGCCGAGCUCUACCAAGGAGGAAAGUUCGAGCAGCGCUCGUCGGAGUGUCCGGACGCUUCGAGCGCCAUCGCCGUGACCAAGGGCAGACGGAACGUUCGUUACGGACGUUACUUGACGGCCACCCGGGACAUCGUUCCAGGGGAAACGCUCUACAGCGGUAGGCCGUACCUCGUGGCCCCGGCCAGGGGGAGCAUCCACAGUCACUGCUCGCACUGUCUGGAGUUCGUUUGGGCAGGCGUGCCCUGCGACAGCUGCAGCCAGGCCGUUUACUGUUCGGAGACGUGUCGAACCGAGGCGUGGAAUAUGUACCACGACGCCGAGUGCAAGAUCAUCGACCGGAUUUGGAAGGUCUUGGGGCGCAUGAACGCCGGGAGGGUCAUGAGCCUGCGGAUGCUGUUGAUGGCCGUGAGAGAGGCUGGUGGACUGCACGAGCUCAGGGACCAACUGCGAGAGAUCGACGCUUCCAAGGAUCUGCGCAAGAAGGGGUUUUCCAACAAUCAGCAGAGCUUCGUCAACAAUUACCGGAGCGCGUACAGCUUGUUGUCCAACGUGCGCAAAAAGGGAGACAAGGAUUUGGAGGAGGUGUCGCAGGAUUCUGCCGUGAUGUUGCACUUUUUGGCCAAGUACACCCGGGUUUUUCGCAAAUACUUUGACUACGGGAAAAUGGACCUCAUGAGGAGCGAGGACGCGCUGUUGGUGGGAAAGUUGUUGUCGCAUUACCAGCACGUUGUUCUGACGAAUGCUACUUCGGUCAGAGACGCGUACAACGUGUCCUCGACGGAUUGGACCUGGUCAGUUUUGCGUGAAGACACCAGCACGGGCCUGUAUCUCAAUUGUUUCCUGAGUCUAUCGAACCACAGCUGUUUUCCAAACGUGGCGAGGUGCGAGACGAAAGAGCACCAAACGAUCUUGUACGCCAUUCGGCCGAUAGCUCAAAACGAACAGCUAUUCGAGAGCUACGGGCCAACGUAUUCCGAACUGAUGAAGGAACAACGAUGCGAACUAUUGGGUCGAUUUUGCUUUUUAUGCGACUGCAUCGCGUGCUCGGAGGACUGGCCGGUAUUCAUGAAUAUGAUAACCAGCGGCGUUGCUUUCUCGAACUCAGCGCCAUCGGUUGCAAUGCUCCUGAUCAAAGAUGCUCACAAAAAAAGCGACCAGAUAACCGAAUCCCUCAAGUACGAUCACUUCAAGUGCGACAUCGGCUGCUUGGAAGAUUUGGCCUACGCCAUCACUCUAACUUACAAGUACUGCCGUAUGCCCAACUGGAGGCUUCCGAGCCUCACGGCGACCUUCGUAUCGAUUUUUAACGAUUUGUACGGGUACGUGAUCAAAGUACCAGAGACUUGCGACGAUUAA
Messenger RNA from Copidosoma floridanum, 1851 nucleotides. RefSeq names its product protein-lysine N-methyltransferase SMYD4-like. NCBI's taxonomy places the organism in Eukaryota, Metazoa, Arthropoda, Insecta, Hymenoptera, Encyrtidae. Gene Ontology annotation, molecular function: histone deacetylase binding. The record is from RefSeq and is a predicted model, not a curated record. Gene Ontology annotation, cellular component: nucleus; cytoplasm.